CAGGGAAAAAAUCCCCUUUCACAGCGGCUCGUCCCCGAUUUGUGCAUUCCCCGCCGCAGAGAAAAAUGAUCAACAAAAAUUGGCGCAUCUUCUGCGUACAUCCCAAAGUUUAUCACAAGUUAUAGUAACAAAGUUGUUUUUCUUUUUCGUUAGAAAGAGAAUACGACUGUGGUUAGCAGAGCAGAGAUCCUGUCAGUUCUCCCCCCCAUGACGAGCAGAAAUGCCUUGAGGAACAUCGUUUUGGCUGACCUAAGUAGGAACUUCACUACAUCGGAUGGGAUUAAAUAUGGCGCCGAUUUUGUGGUGUACAGGGGGGACAUCGACGCGGAACACGGAUUCUCACUCAUAUUCAUAAAGGAAGAAAACGUACCCCUAAGUGAUAAGGACAAAACGAUCAUUUGCAGGAUAUGCGAGAGUGUUAAAAAGAAGGGAAUAAUUGCAUAUGUGAAUAGACAUACUAAAGAAAUUAAGUACGUGGAAAUUUUUAGAAAAACGGAAGGAUCCCCUGAUUGAUGUGGCCAGCGCGCAGAGGUAGGGAAGGGAUCAGGGGUGUCAUAAUUCUCCCAUUUGGGAUAGCCGUCUACAAAAAUAACCUCUUUGUGGGGCACACUUCCCCCCAGCGGCGCGGACCACAUUUAUGUCAACCACGUAACAUUUUGUUUAUGCCCCACCCGGGGGAGUAACAGAAGAGGGCUCCCCAUUUUGGAUUCAUUAAAUGGGGGUUAAAAAAAAAAAGAAUCAAAUUUUGUUAUCACAUCAUUUCGUAUCCUAUGGUAUGGUAUCGUUCCGUUCCGUACCGUACGUACCAUAUA
This is a messenger RNA of Plasmodium cynomolgi strain B, 812 nucleotides long. RefSeq names its product tRNA intron endonuclease. The transcript has 3 exons. Bases 208 to 513 code for a protein of 101 amino acids. The record is from RefSeq and is a predicted model, not a curated record. Gene Ontology annotation, biological process: tRNA-type intron splice site recognition and cleavage; tRNA splicing, via endonucleolytic cleavage and ligation. Gene Ontology annotation, molecular function: tRNA-intron lyase activity; nucleic acid binding. NCBI's taxonomy places the organism in Eukaryota, Apicomplexa, Aconoidasida, Haemosporida, Plasmodiidae.